Messenger RNA from Arabidopsis lyrata subsp. lyrata, 1335 nucleotides. RefSeq names its product metacaspase-5. The coding region runs from base 104 to 1243 and encodes 379 amino acids. Gene Ontology annotation, molecular function: cysteine-type endopeptidase activity. The record is from RefSeq and is a predicted model, not a curated record. The transcript is spliced from 2 exons. NCBI's taxonomy places the organism in Eukaryota, Viridiplantae, Streptophyta, Magnoliopsida, Brassicales, Brassicaceae. Gene Ontology annotation, biological process: proteolysis.
UUAAUAGUAAUAAACAUUAUAGUAUAAAAGCAUGAAGACCGAAAUGUAACAGCUCACGAUCAAAAUAAAAAAUUUGUAACUUAGACCUUUUGAGAUAUCUUUAAUGGCGAAGAAAGCUGUGUUGAUUGGAAUCAAUUACCCUGGGACCAAGGCGGAGCUACGGGGCUGCGUCAACGAUGUCCGGAGGGUGCACAAAUGUCUCGUCGAUCGGUUUGGAUUCUCCGAGAGAAACAUCACUGAGCUGAUUGACACUGACGACUCUUCCACCAAACCUACAGGGAAGAAUAUUCGAAGGGCGUUGUUGAAUCUAGUUGAGUCUGCUAAAUCCGGCGAUGUUCUUGUCGUCCAUUACAGUGGACACGGGACGAGGUUGCCGGCGGAGACUGGAGAAGACGAUGAUACUGGAUAUGAUGAGUGUAUUGUUCCUUGUGAUAUGAAUCUUAUCACCGAUGAUGAGUUCAGAGAUCUUGUGGACAAGGUACCAAAGGAAGCACACAUUACAAUCAUCUCAGACUCUUGUCACAGUGGUGGUCUCAUCGAUGAAGCUAAAGAACAGAUAGGAGAGAGCACGAAGAAGAAGCCAAAGAAAAAAUCUGAAGGCUCUUCAGGACUUGGAAUCAAAGGCUUUGCGCGUGAAGCUGUGGAAGAAGCAUUGGAAACUCGAGUGAUCCACAUUCCUCACCACAAAGAUGAGAAAGAAAAAAACAAGACUAAAGAGAUUGAACUAGAAGAUGGUGCAAAAGUCCAUGUCGUAAACAAAUCUCUGCCUCUACAAACUCUAAUCGAUAUCCUCAAGCAAAAAACAGGUAACGAUAAAAUCAAAGUAGGGGAAAUCAGACCAACCCUUUUCAAUGUGUUUGGAGACGAUGCAUCCCCAAAGGUUAAGAAGUUCAUGAAAGUGAUUCUAACAAAGAUGCAAGAAGGUAAAACUGAAGGUGGGGUAUUGGGAAUGUUUGGGAAACUAGCUCAAGAGUUUCUUGAGCAUAAACUAAACGAUGAUGAAGAGUAUGUGAAACCCGCGAUGCAGACACAUGUUGGGAACAAGCAAGAGGUCUAUGCAGGUGCGAGCAAUGGUUCUCUUGCGGAUAAUGGUGUUUUGAUUAGUGGUUGCCAAACAGAUCAAACUUCUGCAGACGCGAGUCCUCAAGGUCAUCCUGAAAUGGCUUAUGGAGCCUUCACCAAUGUUGUGCAGAUCAUACUCGAGGAGACAAAGGGUAAGAUUACAUACAAAGAACUUGUUUGAAGGCAAGGAAGCUUCUUAAGAAACAGGGCUUCUCUCAACGACCAGGACUAUAUUGCAAUGAUAGCUUUGUGAAUGCUCCGUUUAUUUGUUAA